CUUAUCAAACCACUGACAUUUAAUCUUAGCCUAUACAGUUGAAGGAUUUAUUUUGGUAUAUUUCCUUGAGCUUAGUAUUUACUGGUAUUUGUAUUGUAGAUUAUAUGGUUCUGGACUAGCCUCAGCGUAAUUUGAGUUGAUUUUCAACUGCUUACCACUCAUGAUGUCCCUCUGAGCCCUAAUACAGAUUUGCAAUACAACUUAAUCUGUAAUACAGAUCAAGUUGCCAUGUGAUAAUGCCGUUCACUGUUAUUUUAGCACUUUUCGUUAAAUGUGAGUGAGCUUGUUAUACAUGCACUGUUAAACACUGACUAGGGCUGGGCUUUUUGAGAUCAGGCUUUUAUCCGUAUGCACAUGUUUAAUGUACAAUAUUGACUGAUAACUGUACUUGUAUGCAUAGUGUUUCAUGAUUUACUUUAUCUCUAAAUGUUUGAUAAAAAGAGCUAGUUGCCAGCCUCAGAAGGAAUGGGUAUUUUUUUGACGCCAUUUUGAGAUUUAUUAUGUUGUAAUUUCGGUCUCUCUUGAGUGUAAAUUCUCCCUAAAAUAUGAUGUUUUCACCCUAAUAGAAAAAGGUCCAAUGUAGCAGUGUUUGGGAGUCAUUAACAAGGGCAGCAGUGUUUAGCUGCAUUCUGGCCUCACUCUAAGCUGGGAUAUCUGGCUGUAAUCUCUUUAGCCCACUCUUAUACUGCUGCUUGGUGGGCAGUUUCUCAUAGGUCUCUUCAGUUUAUCACUAUCAAAGCCAGGUUACAGUAGAGCAACGUUGUGCUCGCAUAAAUGUCUGCUGUCUCCCAAGUAUAACCAUGGCCAGUUCCUCAGACACACCUUCAUCGGCAAUGGCUCUGUCCACUGGAGCCACGAGUUACCCUAGAAAGAUACUGGACUACAUGGAAGGCUUCCUAGUCUCCAAGACCCUGUUCACAGCGUGUGAGCUGGGGGUGUUUGACCUGCUGCUGGGGUCCCAGAGCCCCCUGUCUGCAGAGGAGGUAUCGCAGGCCAUAGGAGCCAGUCUGGACGGGACACAGAGGCUCCUGGACGCCUGCACCGGCCUUGAGCUGCUGACAGCUCAGCAGCAGGAGCAGGGAAGGGUGUACUAUAACACAGUGGACGCAAGCCGCUACCUGACCCAGUCCAGCCCGGUGACCCUGUACCACUCCAUCCAGUACAGCUCCAGAACCAUCUACCAGUGCUGGUCCCACCUAACCGACGCCGUCAGAGAGGGGAGGAACCAAUAUGAGAAGGCUUUUGGCGUCAACUCCGAAGACCUGUUUGAAGCGCUCUACCGAUCUGACGAGGAGAUGGUCAAGUUCAUGCAUCUAAUGAACUCCAUCUGGAACAUCUGUGGGAGAGAUGUGGUUACAGCCUUUGACCUUUCACCUUUCAGGAGUGUAUACGACCUUGGAGGCUGCAGCGGGGCAUUUGCUAAGCACUUCACGUCAGCUUACCCAGAGAGCACCGUGACUAUCUUUGACCUUCCAAAAGUGGUGCAAGUUUCCCGGCAACACUUUGUCACAGACGGCAACCAGAGGAUAGGGUUCCAUGAGGGAGACUUCUUCAAAGACCCCCUGCCAGAAGGUGACCUCUACAUCAUGUCCAGGAUCCUCCACGACUGGACUGAUCAACGCUGCAUUGAGCUGCUGACGAAGGUCCACCAAGCCUGCAAGCCAGGGGGCGGCGUGCUGCUGGUGGAGGCCCUGCUGCUGGAGGACGGCUCGGGGCCCCUCACGGCCCAGCUCUACUCCCUCAACAUGCUGGUGCAGACGGAGGGACGGGAGCGCACGGCCGCCCAGUACCGGGCGCUCCUGGACGCGGCCGGGUUCACCCAGGUCCAAGUGCGCUACACGGGCAAGAUCUACGACGUGGUGCUGGGAUACCGGCAGGGCUGACGACCGCUGCCGUACGGCUGAAUGUGCGUCCGCAUUGGGAUUUGCCUUGCCUCCCUGCUCUGUAUUCAUGAAGCCGCAUACGAAAUACUGCAAACGGUUGUCAUUUUGUUUCUUAGUAGUCACAGUUCAAAAGCAGUUAUUUUGGUUUACCCCAGGGAGGAUGGCUAACACAUGAUGUUAUAUACGAUGAUUUGAUUCAGAAGUUUUAUGGGUUUGCCGUUUUAAGUGAAUAUACAAACACAAGGUGUUCGUCUUAUUUCCUUAAGGAAGAGAUACCCUAAAGAUCAUGAGUAGGUUACUGUGUCCUGUUUUGGUUGCUUUAACAAUAAAAACGAUUCUAAUCA
Messenger RNA from Gadus morhua (Atlantic cod), 2227 nucleotides. It is a transcript of the gene asmt, whose product is annotated as acetylserotonin O-methyltransferase. The record is from RefSeq and is a predicted model, not a curated record. The transcript has 8 exons. The coding region runs from base 801 to 1883 and encodes 360 amino acids. Lineage: Eukaryota; Metazoa; Chordata; Actinopteri; Gadiformes; Gadidae. Gene Ontology annotation, molecular function: O-methyltransferase activity; protein dimerization activity.